AUGAACUCGACCACUUCACCACUACACAAAUGGUCUAAUUUGAUGUUAACAUCGACGCUGAUAUUCGGUGGCUGCUGUGCCAAUGUUUUCGCACUCGAGGCGAUCAUCAAAGAUCAGCCAAGCUCCGAAGGCCCGAUGAUCACGCUUGCCCAAUUUAUCUUGACUGCAAUUUUUACAUUUCCGGACUUUUUCUAUCCGGCUGCCGGCCCUCGCUCCUUGUACCUUAGACCGCGUGCCAUUCCUUUGAGAUCCUGGCUUGUCUAUACAGCUUUCUUCAUCAGCGUGAACCUCCUGAACAAUUGGGCUUUUGCGUAUAAGAUCUCUGUCCCUUUACAUAUCAUCCUUAGAUCUGGAGGCCCUGUGGCCUCCAUGGUCAUAGGUUACAUGUUUAAUGCUAAGCGUUAUUCACAGGGUCAGAUCAUUUCUGUACUGAUGCUCACUCUAGGCGUAGUCGCCGCCGCAAUGGCAGAUGCAAGAGCGAAAGGCCAAUCAGUGCAUGUUGAAGGCGGGUCAAGGAUGACGACGAUGAUCGGGUUCACUAUCCUUGCUGUGGCGAUGAUUCUGUCCGCCUUCCAGGGAAUCUAUGCAGAUCGGCUUUACGAGACAUACGGCCGCAACCACUGGAAAGAGGCUCUCUUUUAUUCUCACAUACUGUCACUGCCUCUAUUUUUGCCUACCUACCCGCAAGUUGCUACUCAAUGGCGAACGAUGUUCUCAUCGCAUUCCUCAAAUAAGUCACUUGCUUUUGAGGAUUCUGUAUCGAGAGAGAGACAUUGUGAACUACCAUGCAUGGCAUCAAUUCCCAGCAGCAUGGCAUACCUUUCACAAUCACUCCUGGGUUUCGAGCACUUGCGAUUGAUGUUCGCCGUGAUACCAACCCGCUUGGUGUACCUUUUGGUAAAUGCAUUAACUCAAUACUUGUGCAUCCGCGGGGUACAUCUUCUAUCCGCGAAAACAUCUUCGCUAACCGUCACAAUUGUCUUGAACAUUCGCAAGCUCGCCUCGCUUUUGUUGUCUAUAUAUAUAUUCGGCAAUUCUCUCACACCAGGUGUGCUCAUAGGUGCCACAUUGGUAUUCAUAGGCGGUGCUUUGUAUGGCUUCGAAGGGGCACGUGGGAGAAAAGCACCUUCGAAGAAAGAAUAA
Aspergillus homomorphus CBS 101889 is the source of this 1143-nucleotide messenger RNA. Its product is annotated as putative UPD-GlcNAc transporter (Mnn2-2). The coding region runs from base 1 to 1143 and encodes 380 amino acids. Gene Ontology annotation, cellular component: Golgi membrane; endoplasmic reticulum membrane. Gene Ontology annotation, molecular function: UDP-N-acetylglucosamine transmembrane transporter activity. Lineage: Eukaryota; Fungi; Ascomycota; Eurotiomycetes; Eurotiales; Aspergillaceae. Gene Ontology annotation, biological process: transmembrane transport. The record is from RefSeq and is a predicted model, not a curated record. The transcript is spliced from 4 exons.